AAAAGAAAAAAAAAGGAAAAUUCUUAAUAGAUUAAAUAGAUACUAUGCGAGAGAAUGUCUAGACGAUUAUUUUUUUUCCUUGAAAUUCUUUAUAUAAAUGAAGAAAAAAAAAUAUGCAUUAGUAUCGUAUUAACUAUAGUCUGUAUUAACAUAAAUUUGCAUGAAAUAAAUCUUUACAAAAAAAAAAUAGAAGGAAAUCUAAUUUAUAUACACACAGAAAAUGACAAGAAACUUGAUUUCGAAAGAUAAUUUAAUUGUGCGUGCCUUGAUUUGGAGAACACAAG
Cokeromyces recurvatus is the source of this 284-nucleotide messenger RNA. RefSeq lists its product as uncharacterized. Bases 55 to 249 code for a protein of 64 amino acids. The transcript has a single exon. The record is from RefSeq and is a predicted model, not a curated record. Lineage: Eukaryota; Fungi; Mucoromycota; Mucoromycetes; Mucorales; Mucoraceae.